Eremothecium sinecaudum is the source of this 948-nucleotide messenger RNA. RefSeq names its product bifunctional AP-4-A phosphorylase/ADP sulfurylase. Lineage: Eukaryota; Fungi; Ascomycota; Saccharomycetes; Saccharomycetales; Saccharomycetaceae. The record is from RefSeq and is a predicted model, not a curated record. Gene Ontology annotation, molecular function: ATP binding; ATP:ADP adenylyltransferase activity. The transcript has a single exon. The coding region runs from base 1 to 948 and encodes 315 amino acids. Gene Ontology annotation, biological process: nucleotide metabolic process.
AUGCUGCCAGAUAAUUUGCAAGACUUGAUUCAUGCGAAAUAUGAGGCUGCACAAGCGAAGAGGGCUAUAGAAUUCACAAAAACUACUACUUCAAAGCUUAAGGACCCCGAAAGUGGCUUAAAGUACGUAGUAUCUUUUGCCGAACACUUACAGAAGAAACCCGAACGUGGGGAUAAAGCCUUGGAAAAGGUCGAUCCUUUCGCAAAUGUUGAGCCAGAUUUAACCGUUUUGGAGUCGGUUAACGACGAUUAUAGGUUAGUGUUAAAUAGGUAUCCGGUGACGCCAGAGCACAUUUUGCUAAUUACAAAAGAUUUUAAGCCACAAACCUCGGCGUUAUCACCAAAAGACCUCAUGACAGGUUACAAAUUGUUGGAUAAAUUGGAUGACGAUGAGCAAAGAUUUAUGUUAUUCUAUAAUUGCGGAGCUAAUAGUGGGUCUUCGGUCGACCACAAGCAUCUCCAGUUAAUGAGAAUGCCCGAGAAAUUUACUGCGUUCCAGGAUAUGCUAUGCAAAGGUGAGCAACACUUUAUUCCAGGACCGCAGAAAGAGCCACUUCAGGACAAAAGGGUAUCCUUCAGUCACUAUGUACUGCCACUACCGGAAGAAGCUGUAAAAGUAACCGAGGACCUCCUUGCUAUGUCCUAUGUUGCAGUUCUUCAGCGUGCACUAACCCAUUUCCAGAAUUGGGCUGCUGACAAACCCGACUUGGAGACGGCAUACAAUUUUAUAAUGACAAAGCAAUGGAUUUGUAUUGUACCUCGUUCAAAACCUGCCAGUGAGGAGUAUCGGAUUGGGUUCAAUUCCACAGCAUACCUUGGUCUAGUCUUGGUCAAAUGGGAAGAUACCCUAAAGAAGAUAACCGAAUCGCCUCAGAUUUUGGCUAAAGUUCUCAUGGAAUGUUCAUUUCCCAACACAGCCGGAGAGAAGUCCACCGAGUAUAAUUAUUAA